AUACGUUCAUAAGAACUUUAGAUGUAUUUUAGUUCUUGAUGAGAAAAAAUUAGCGACUGCUGAUCCACCAUUGCUCAAUAGAUUUGAAAAACAAAGGAUGACAGUCGAUGAUCUCCUUACCGAUAAUCAUCAAAAAGUGGUUAAAAUUUUAAACACAUGGACACAACAAAUGGUUUCUAUGGUAGAAACGGACAGAGUUAAUCUGUCACAAAUCUCUUUUACACAAAAAGAUCUUUUUAUUGGUUUUGAUGAAAAUGAAACUUUACAAAGUUUAGUAUAUGACAUCAUGGCUAAAUUUCCUGAAGAUAAUGAAGAAGUAAUAAUUAAACGAUGUAAAGCAGCUUUAAUUGACAUUGCAUCUUCCGAUGGAAUUAUUAGGGCUACAAAAUCAAAUGUAGAUCCUGGUGAAAUUAAUCUAUGGAACAAUGUUUAUUUCCGCAACUUCAAAGACGAACAUAUUCCACCACAGAAUCAUGAUAGUCUUAGUACAUUUUUUGGACAGCUUGUGUAUGCAGACAUGGAAGUAUCAAGAUUUAUUAUUAAUACGUUUUCCAACAUUAAUACAGAUGCUGCUGAGUGUUUAAAUGAUCUUAUCACAUGCCAAGUUGAUAAAUUAUCAACAUUUAAGACGGAGGCUCAACUUCAGAAUCGAAUUAAACGGUUUUGGGAGGAAUCAAAUGAACAAAUGCUAGUUCUUCAAUGCGAUGUUACUACCGUAAAUGCUGGGUGUAUUAAGUUGGCAAAAUUCAUCAUUGAGCAAUUUCAGGAUGAAUUUUUGAGAAAAAAUCCAAAUCAAACUAAAUAUGUUUGUAUUAUUCUCCACAUCCAACGAGAUCAAAAUUAUAUGUCUUCGUUUAAUUUCAUGUGCGGAUGGAAACAAGUUACAAUCGAGACUCUAACAUCACAAGAGAAGCAUCUGUCAACUAUCUUAAAAGGUUCUUUAGCUGAUAUUAUUAAUAACGAAUACAAAUUUGAGGAAAUUUUAAAGCAUGAGCUGCUGUGGUGUUUGUUAUGUAUAAAGUAUCCGUCUACUUCGAAAUCAGUCGAUCACAUAAG
Molecule: messenger RNA, 1056 nt
Organism: Racocetra persica
Lineage: Eukaryota; Fungi; Glomeromycota; Glomeromycetes; Diversisporales; Gigasporaceae
Source: the annotation of a GenBank genome assembly